AAAUGCCUAUAAAUAGAACAACUAUUGUUCUUGCCAUUUGCACAUCCCAGCUAGCUAGCUAGCUAGCACUCUGAGACGACGAUACACACAGACGAUCGAUCAGAAAAUGUACGUGACGAGGCCUCUGUCAAGGUACCUGUCCGACCCCAAGGCCAUGGCAGAGCCGCCGCCUGAAGCUCCUGGCUCAGGGUUCCUCGUCGUGCUCGACGAAGCGACCGAGCAAGAGAGUACGCUCUGCUGUGGCCUGUGCAAAGAUCCCAGGGUGCGCAGCCUCCCAUUCCCUCAGAACCGGCAGCUCUCCGUGGAGAAGGGCAACGCCUCUGAUCCAUUGGAGGGUAUCGGCAAAUGUGUCGAAGUUGUCUCGGAGCUUCUAAGUAUGGCUUCAGGCCAAGACUCCGGCGGCGGUGCUCCGGGCUCCGGCAGGUACGUGGCGCCCAAUAGCUACGCCAUGUUCGUGCCCGUCAUCGGCCAGCCGCUGUCGUCCGGCCGCUACUAUGUCGUCAAGGUCGACGGCAAGCACACCGGGAAGGUGUCGGCGUGCUCCAAGGAGGAGGACCGGACGGAGUGCUGCUUCUGCUCCUUCCCUGCCGACGUGAAGCCGAGGCCGUUUGAUCGCAGCGACGUCUACCAGCAGAUGCAGGUGCAGCAGCAUCGCGAAGGCUUCAGGACAGCGGCGGUGGCCGUCGACGGGAUCCCGCCAGACUACCUUUUGAACAAGGGCUGGACGGUGGUCGCCAUGGCGAAACCCAAGUACCAUGAGCUCGCCGACGACGCGCGAGGCGUGGACUCUGGUCUCCGAGACCGGAUGCCUGACCUCGACAGCCUCGGCGGCGACCCUCCUCCUCCUUCCGCUGUCGUCGUCGUCGGCAGAUGGUAUGUCCCGUUCCUGUUCGUCAAGGUCGACGGGGACCGCCGGCUCAAGGACCAGGUCCGGAAGAGCAUGUUCUACAAGAUGACCAUGGAGCAGAGCUGGGAGCAGAUAUACAGCCGGGAGAACACUGCCGACCUUCAUGGUGCAAGGGCGGCAGAGAUCGCGGUGACUGCUACUGUGCGCCGCUUCACGGCACUGCUGGGCGGCGGCACCACCGUGGUACAAGCAGGCGAGCCGCAGGCGAAUGACGAUGGGGCGAUGUGGUUCCGACCGGCGGCGGCGAGAACCACCGGUGGAGGUGUGGCGCUUGACAUGGUGCUGUGGGAGAGGAUGAGGUGGGAGGUGGAGAGGGGAGGCCGCCGGUGGGUUGCGGCCACAGGAAAUGGCGGCAACGAGGAGAGGAUCCAGCGGACCGAGAGGCGCGACGACGACAGCAGCAUUGGCCACUGGACCAAGUUUGGAUGCUAUUUGCUGGUGGAGAGAUUUGUGCUCAGGAGGAUGGACGGCACCGUGGCACUCACCUGUGAGUUCAGGCACACAGACAAGAUUAGAGCAAGGUGGGUAUGAGUAUGACCAAAUAUGUGAAGAUGACUACUCAAGCUAUAUAUGUGUGUUCGUCAAAAUUGGAGUCAAAUUCUGUGCCUAUAUAUAUGGACUAUGUACCUCGUUUCAGUUUCAUCAGUUGUGGUUAUUAAGGAGUCCGUAUAUAUAUCUUAUUGUUGUGCUUUGCUUUCGGCUAGCUAGUUGGGUACUUUUGGUUUAGCUUGUG
Messenger RNA from Sorghum bicolor (sorghum), 1640 nucleotides. RefSeq lists its product as uncharacterized. Lineage: Eukaryota; Viridiplantae; Streptophyta; Magnoliopsida; Poales; Poaceae. The record is from RefSeq and is a predicted model, not a curated record. Bases 107 to 1438 code for a protein of 443 amino acids. The transcript is spliced from 2 exons.